UUUACUUCAAAGGAGCUCUAUAAGAUUUGCCCUUCUCCUCCUCCACCCUUCUCUCUCUCUCUUGAUGUUCUCAUGGCAACUAUAGAUCUAACAGCCGCCACCACCACCACCACCACCAACACCUCUCAAUUCCUCCACCGACAGUUCCAUCACCUCCACCCCUCGAUCCCCCACCCUACCAAAUCCAUUUCCGACGACACUAACGCUCUCUCCGGCAAUAAUCCUACCGCCGACAUCCUCCUCCGCCGGCCCCGUGGUCGCCCUCCGGGCUCCCGGAACAAACUCAAGCUUCCCUUGGUUGUAACUCGAGAAACUCCCAACACUCUUCAAUGCCACAUCCUCGAAAUCGCAAGCGGCUCUGACGUCUUCACCGUCCUUUCCGACUAUGCCCGCCGUCGCCAAUGUGGUGUCUGUAUUCUCACUGGCCACGGCACCGUCACCAACGUAAGUAUCCGGCAACCCGCUGCAGCCAGUAGCAUACUGAACCUCCAUGGUCAGUUUGAAUUGCUUUCCCUUUCCGGUUCCUUCCUCCCACCACCGGCGCCACCGGGUGCAACCAGUCUUGCCAUAUUUCUCACGGCGGGCGGUCAAGGACAGGUUGUCGGCGGGAGUGUCAUCGGAGCGCUGAUCGCCGUCGGGCCGGUCAUAGUUGUAGCUUCAUUGUUUGCAAAUGCUGCAUAUGAACGGCUGCCGGUGGACGAGGAGACAUAUCAGUCGACAGCAGCAGGUGACGGCAGCAGCAGGAAACUACUAAAUUUGCCGCUCAACUUUCCUAACGGUCAAUUGCCGCCAUUUUGA
Phalaenopsis equestris is the source of this 798-nucleotide messenger RNA. RefSeq names its product AT-hook motif nuclear-localized protein 23-like. Gene Ontology annotation, molecular function: DNA-binding transcription factor activity; minor groove of adenine-thymine-rich DNA binding. The record is from RefSeq and is a predicted model, not a curated record. Bases 73 to 798 code for a protein of 241 amino acids. Lineage: Eukaryota; Viridiplantae; Streptophyta; Magnoliopsida; Asparagales; Orchidaceae. The transcript has a single exon. Gene Ontology annotation, cellular component: nucleus.